This is a messenger RNA of Grammomys surdaster, 1373 nucleotides long. It is a transcript of the gene Ramac, whose product is annotated as RNA guanine-7 methyltransferase activating subunit. Gene Ontology annotation, molecular function: RNA binding. The coding region runs from base 137 to 496 and encodes 119 amino acids. Gene Ontology annotation, biological process: RNA 5'-cap (guanine-N7)-methylation. NCBI's taxonomy places the organism in Eukaryota, Metazoa, Chordata, Mammalia, Rodentia, Muridae. The transcript is spliced from 3 exons. The record is from RefSeq and is a predicted model, not a curated record.
AGCGGAAGUCGGGUAGUUGAGGGAGUCCUGAGCGUUUGGUUACCUAGGAGAGCGGCGUGGGGUGCUGCUGUGUGGACACCCGGGGGCUCUCCAGUGCGUCUCCGGAAGGAUCUUAAAAAUUGUACAGAACUUCAAGAUGAGUGAUACUUCUGAAAUGAUUCCAAUUUUUGAAGAGAUGUUUGCCAGCAGAUUCACACAAGAUGACAAAGAAUACCAGGAACACUUGAAACGGCCUCCUGAGUCCCCUCCAAUUGUUGAGGAAUGGAAUAGCAGAGCUGGUGGUAACCAAAGAAAUAGAGGCAACUGGCUGCAAGACAACAGACAGUUUAGAGGUAGGGAUAACAGACGCGGAUGGCCAAGUGACAAUCGAUCAAAUCAGUGGCAUGGACGGUCAUGGGGUAACAACAACUACCCACAGCAGAGACCAGAGCCCUACUAUCAACAACAGUACCCACAGUAUGGCCACAACCAGCGGCCUCCAUAUGGUUACUACUGACAGAUGUCAUCAGCUUUUAACAGAGACCUUUUAUUUUGACACCGUGCUAAAUGCUUGUGUGUCUUCUGUUGGUCAUAGCUUUCAUUCUGUCUUAAAGAAUGGGUUAUUAAUUGUUUGGAACUUGAGACUUGAAAAAAUUAAUCUUAUUAGAAAUGUGAUGAUUGAUAGAAAUAAAUGUAUCAAGUGUGGAUUAUAUUAUUUGACUUUAUCUUACUGUUUUGUUUUAUGAUUUAAUAGUGUUCUGAGUUUGGUCUGUUUUCCUUAUUUGGACUGUAGGGAUUCUGUAUCACAUAAAUAAAAUUUUUAAUUAAAACGCUGGCUUUUGCUUUAUGAAAGAAUAACAUGCUCAGAUGUGCUCACCUCUGAAGUGUUUCAGAGGCUAGGACUGUUGGUCUGUGAAAACACGCCUACAAUUAUUUACAGUGGAUUGUACCUAAUAACAGCAGUUGAGAGGUCAAAAAGUUAUAAUGUGUUGCUUCUGUGUUUGUAUAUGAUCAUGGUAUCUUGUGGUUUCUAAGUGAGUCAGCUCCAGAACUGCUUUGGUCCCUGUGUGGAAGGACUCAUUUUCAGUGCAGCCUCCUGAGGUGGCAGUGGGUGGGAUGGUAGGUAGCACUUAUAUCCCAAGGUUUUUGUAAACUUACAGCAGGGAAGAAACAGAUGUCCUCUAUAACACAAUAAUCAUGUAAAUAUUGUUGCAUUUGACUGUUUUGGUAUUUAACAUGUGUUGAUUUUUGUGAGGUUAUCUUCAUUUUCAAAUGUUGACCUUUGAUGCUUCCUCUUACAGCUAUAGUAAGGCUAUCACUUGCUUCAGAACAAUCAUUCUUGGAAUAUUUUAAUGAUAACAGAGUUAUUCAAAUAAAAAGUUUUAAAAUACUUA